AUGAAGCUGGUGCAGCAGUUGGGCAGUGUUGAUCUGCUCAAUGAAGUUGAGAAGAAGGAGGUCAGCAGUGUGCUGCACAAAUGCCUCAGCACACGACUGGAGGCAUGCGACAAGGAAGUGUCGCAAGUGAUCCUCCUGCAGGAUCUCGCUGUCCGUGGCAUCGCCUUCCACCACUUCGGCAUGAUGCCUCUUCUCAAGUAG
This is a messenger RNA of Mesocestoides corti, 201 nucleotides long. The record is from the annotation of a GenBank genome assembly. NCBI's taxonomy places the organism in Eukaryota, Metazoa, Platyhelminthes, Cestoda, Cyclophyllidea, Mesocestoididae.